Molecule: messenger RNA, 1119 nt
Organism: Paramuricea clavata
Lineage: Eukaryota; Metazoa; Cnidaria; Anthozoa; Malacalcyonacea; Plexauridae
Source: the annotation of a GenBank genome assembly
AUGGGGUCUAGAAGGGAUAAUGAUGGACGGUUGAAUAUGGAUGCAGUAAGAGACGAGAGAGAAGAUGUUUCAACACAAUAUACUGCUGAAUGGCUCAGCAAUGUUCAAAUGCCCCCAAAGGCCCACUCUGUUGUUCAAGAUAUUGAUGAACCCCAUUCGCCUAGAGUUUCUAGGUCUGCCCCUGCAUUAAGUGUCAAGUCAAGGCAAAGUAAUGCAGGCAUCAGUAGAAGCAAGUUGCAGUUGCAGUUAAGGCAACUGAAAGAAAAACAACAAUUAGAUAGGGAAGCUCGGCAUUUAGAACUAGAAAUGCAAAGACAAGAAUUAGAACUAGAAAGGAAACGACGAUUCGCUGAGAUUGCAGAAAGGAAGGAAUUGCAAGAAAUGGAAGCUAAGUUAGCACAUGCUGAGCUCUUGGAACAAUUCGAAGUCGAUAGUGAUGAUCAGAUCUCCGAUGAUGGUAACAGAGAACUGAAUAUGAUGAGUCAUGACCAUGAGGGAAAUGGACCUUAUGAUGAUGCGGAACAACGUGAUGCGGAACGUCGAGAUACGGAGCGUCGAGAUACGGAGCGUCGAGAUGCGGAACGUCAAGAUGCGGAACAACGUGAAACGGAACGUCGAGAUGCGGAACGUCGAGAUACGGAGCGUCGAGAUACGGAGCGUCGAGAUGCGGAACGUCAAGAUGCGGAACAACGUGAAACGGAGCGUCGAGAUGCGGAACGUCAAGAUGCGGAACAACGUGAAACGGAACGUCGAGAUGCGGAACGAGAACGUCGAGAUGCGGAACGUCGAGAUGCGGAACGUCGAGAUACGGAGCGUCGAGAUGCGGAACGUCGAGAUGCGGAACGUCGAGAUACGGAGCGUCGAGAUGCGGAACGUCAAGAUGCGGAACAACGUGAAACGGAACGUCGAGAUGCGGAACGUCGAGAUGCGGAGAUGAAACGGAACGUCGAGAUGCGGAACGUCGAGAUGCGGAACGUCGAGAUGCGGAAAGACGAGAAGCGGAGCGACGGGAGACCGAAAGUAGAGAAUUAUAUCGAAGAGACGAACUCUUUAGUCAUGCAAGAUAUAAUGCUGAACAGUUUCGAAUGCCAUAUGGAACAUACAAUAACACGUUUAUGA